This is a messenger RNA of Caenorhabditis briggsae, 183 nucleotides long. Bases 1 to 183 code for a protein of 60 amino acids. The record is from RefSeq and is a predicted model, not a curated record. The transcript has a single exon. Lineage: Eukaryota; Metazoa; Nematoda; Chromadorea; Rhabditida; Rhabditidae.
AUGGCCAUUAAAACAGUACUUCGGAGUAUCUUAUUCUCGUCCCUUUUCCCUCAGAUCUCUGCUUUUUUCGUUUAUUUUCCGCCGAUUCAAAUGAAUAUUCAGCUGAAUUUAAAAACGUCCAAAAUAGGUGGACGAAAAUUUAUUCAAAAGUACUGUAUCAGAAACGAACAAACUUGUUCAUAA